GUCGGCAGUCCGUGCGAGACGAGCCUACCCAGCGUGCAACGGGCGCGCCGCGCAGCGCCGCGGCUGUGUUGUGUCCUUGUGGAAUAAACAUUCACUCCAGCAACGAGACGGGACGGGCGUAACCCCCCGUGUAUGUCGCUCAAAUUUUAUUUUCCGCCCGCCGCCCGGAAAAGUGUGUGAGAGCGAGUGCGUGCGCGGGCGCGGGGCGACAAGUGCGAGAACGUCGCGGUGCUAGUGCUCCGGGGCCGCCCAGCGGCGAAGAAAAGUUGUCGAGUGAUCGUGUACGAAACUAGUUGGGUCUGGGCCGGCUGGCUGCUGCUGACGUAGGGAUGUGGAAAGUUUGGUGUGUUUGCGGCUUUUCCGCGACUUUUCCGUGAGCCGGGUUGGCGAGUGCGGUGCCCCGCCGGCACGGCGCGCAGUGGAGUGGUGGAAAGUGUUCUGUGAAGUGGUUAGGCCGAACCGAGAGCCGUGAUUUCGGUUUGUGAACCAAGCCUACUCGGUACUCCUCCAGACGUCCCGACUCUUCCCGCCGCCUAUUUCACCUGUUUUGGAUUUUAUAAAUUACUGUGCAUCUGCAACGGAUAACUUGGAUACGUUCGUCUUUGCUGUUGAUCAUUUCUGCCGGUUUUUAACAUGAAUUUAGGGUUGACAGGCGGCGCCGAGGGGCGUCGCAAAGGGCGCCACGGGUCCCAGCCCCGCGCCCAGCCCGGACCAUGCAGCUGAGCGCACAGGUGCGCCAGAAGGUGCAGCGAGCUGUUGGAGGUGCACCUAAGUGAUAGAGGAGAGGAAUCAUGCAGCUGGCUGCAAACCCCCAGCUGGUGGACCAGUGCUUGCUGGUGAACCGGCGCGUGGAACAACGGCAGGAGCACAGCAUCACGCGCACCGAGAUAACUCAGCAGAGGAGAGUGCUCCAGGAGGCAGCACCUGAUAUGCCGCAGUACACCUCUGGCCAGUCUGAAUUGGUUCCCCCGACAAACGGGCAUGUGACGGGCCCCGACGGGUCGCUCCCAAUGUCCGUGCCAGCGGACGCGACGCUCGUCUCGCGCACGCAGAAGCAGCAGACGACGCAGCAAGUGACGACGGUGACCAAGGUGGUGCGUGAGGUCCACGCUGUAGGUCCGGACGGCCAGCCCGUGGACUAUGUGCCGAUGCCUGCCGGGUACGCUUACCACAUGGCGGGCCAGGAGCCCUACCCCACGGCCGACGCGGACUACCUCCGCAAAGGAGCGCCGUUCCCCCAGUCCGGCUACGACGAGCUGGACACGACGCUGCUGCCGCCCCGCGCCGACCACUACCGGAUAACGCCCUCCCCCGGGGCGCCCGGGGACCGCUACGAUCCAAUGACGAACCCUUGGAUUGAUGAUUCCGGAGAACCCUCCCAAAUGCCACAUGGUGAUGACCCCAAGUCUGUGUACGGCUACGCGCCCUCCCCGUACGGCUCGUCGUCCACGAACACGCACGCCGGUGCGCUGAUGGGGGGUUUGUACGGCACAAACGGCCAGGAUAGGUACGAGGACGACCAUGACCACGACCAUGUCCACGGCCACGGCCAUGACCUGGGCCACGACCAUGACCCCCCGGGGGAGGAGGAGCUCCGGCGGCGGUUAUCCCUCCACAACACGCCGGCUCCCGACACGCCCUCCCUGGAUGAUGACUCUCGGGGAAUGAGGUGGAGAGAUCCAAAUCUACCAGAAGUCAUAGGAUUUUUAUCAAACACCAACAAUGUUAUCAAGGCAAAUGCAGCUGCGUAUCUUCAGCACCUCUGCUAUAUGGACGAUCCAAACAAGCAGAAGACAAGGGCUCUUGGUGGCAUCCCACCUCUUGUUAAAUUGUUAAGUAAUGAAAGUCCAGAUGUGUACCGUAAUGCAUGUGGUGCUCUAAGAAACCUUUCAUAUGGACGUCAAAAUGAUGAGAACAAGCGUGCCAUUAAAGCUGCUGGUGGUAUUACUGGGUUAAUGGGCUUAUUGCGCAAAUCCCCUGAUGCUGAUGUGAAAGAACUGGUCACCGGAGUCCUGUGGAACUUAUCUUCUUGUGAGGAUUUGAAACGAGCCAUAAUUGAUGAUGGUCUCGCAAUGGUGGUAACUCAUAUAAUCCUUCCUCACUCGGGCUGGGAUCCUAAUGCUCCUGGGGAGACGUGUUGGUCAACAGUUUUCCGAAAUGCCUCAGGAGUUUUAAGAAAUGUGAGCUCAGCUGGAGAAUAUGCCCGACGAAAACUCAGAGAAUGUGAUAACUUGGUAGAUGCCCUGCUAUAUGUUGUUCGCUCUGCAAUCGACAAAGCUAAUAUGGGAAACAAAAGUGUUGAAAACUGUGUUUGCAUACUUCGUAAUUUGUCAUAUCGCUGUCAAGAGGUUGAAGAUCCAAACUAUGACAAAAAUCCCCUACCUCAACAAAGUCGUCUUGGGGCUCAACCAAAAGCUUACUCUCUAUGCCAAGGUGAAAAUUUGGGCUGCUUUGGUGCCAGCAAGAAAAAGAAAGAUGGUACCACAGGAGGGCUUGCGGGUAAUCAGAAAGAAGCAGCAAGUAGCAGUAGAAGCACCUCCAGAAAUGAACCCAUCAAGGGGAUGGAACUCUUGUGGCAACCUGAGGUUGUACAGGCAUACCUAGCUUUACUACAGAGUUGUUCAAACCCUGAAACAUUAGAGGCUGCUGCAGGAGCCAUACAAAAUUUAGCUGCUUGUUACUGGCAACCUAGUAUCGAAAUUAGAGCAGCAGUGCGGAAAGAAAAGGGUUUGCCUAUCUUAGUAGAGCUCCUCCGAAUGGAAGUUGAUAGGGUUGUGUGUGCUGUGGCAACAGCUCUUCGGAAUCUUGCCAUUGACCAACGCAACAAAGAAUUAAUUGGUAAAUAUGCCAUGAGAGACUUAGUUCAAAAGCUUCCAUCUGGUAAUCCUCAGCAUGAUCAGGGGACAUCAGAUGAUACUAUAGCUGCAGUUCUAGCCACCUUAAAUGAAGUCAUCAAAAAGAAUGCUGAGUUUUCAAGGUCAUUACUGGAAGCUGGAGGUGUUGAACGACUUAUGAAUAUAACUCGUCAACGCCAAAAAUACACUGCUCGAGUACUUAAGUUUGCUGGCCAGGUGUUGUUCACCAUGUGGCAGCAUCAAGAGUUACGAGAGGUUUACAAGAAACAUGGAUGGAAGGAACAAGACUUUGUGACAAAGACGGUAGCAGCAAGGAAUGCUGCCGGCCCCAACUCGCCCAAUAAUGCAAAUAGUACUCUAAAUCGCCCAAUGGCCAGUCAAGGUGGAACUCGCUAUGAAGAUAGAACUAUUCAGCGUCCUACUGCUGGCCAGAAUAAUUCAGCUGGUGCAGCAGGAGGAGCUGCUGCAGGAGCUGGUGGGCGCAGUCAUAGUGCUGGUGCAUAUUCAAGGGAGGAUAUUCCAAUGUCAGACAUGGCUUAUCAGGAUGGUGGAUCACAUGCUCCUCCUGUUGGUGGUGUUCGGAUAUAUCCCCCAGCGCCGGGUGCCAAGCCUGGAGAACCUCUCUAUGCUCAGGUUAAUAGAGAGAAAAAGAAGAACCGGCAGUACGAAGGUGGAGCUGCCCCAGGCCCUGGAGAUGUGUGGGGUUAUGAGGACCAGCCCAAAGGUGUGGCACCUUCACUAGAUGGAUCAGGAGCCGCGCCCGGUGGUGACUCUUGGGUGUGAGUGCUCAGCGAAUGUGCUGAGAGAGAAAUCACUGCCGCUCCCUUUUCCCCAAUCUAAUAAAUCCCUUUCCCUAUUUCCUAAUUCAAAGUGGAUAAACCUAUCAACAUUCCCAAGCAGUUGUGUGUUGAAAAUGUUGCUUUUUAAAUACCAAGCUCAAAAUUUUGAGAGGCAAUUUUGUCUGGAUUCAACUCUUUAUAUUAAUUCCUAGAGAUAUUGUACAUGAUGAUGUGCAAGUUGUAGUCAAUUUAUAUGUCAUGCAGAUUUUUUGAGGUGAGUGCUGUCUACUAUACCCAUUACCUACAAUGUUUAGUUUGCGUGAGUAAAGAAAGUUUAGAGCAAAUGCCCUAAUUUGGACUACUAUUUCAAUUCUGUAAUAAGUAUCAAAUAUAAAUCAUGUUACUAUUUUCAUUGUAAUGAAAGUUAUUGUGGCUCAGUUGUUAUGUCUCCUUUUAACAAUUUUGGUGAGCAUUAUGAUCUCAUGCACACUAAUUAGUAUCACAUUGGCUGAAAGUGAAGUGUGAAAGAAAGGGAGUAUCUGUGAUCACAAGUAUUUGCACCUUUCUUUUUUCUUUUCUUUUUCAAAUAGCUGGGGUGGGCUUUGUAGUUAGGCUCAUGCAAUGACUUGCACCGGUAUCCUUUAAGUCUAAAGGCCUCAUAAUUAAGUCAAAAUUUUGUAGCAUGUGUAACUGUGAAACUGCUCAGACCCUUUUUACUUAGCUGUUUUAUAUGACACUGUGCUCAUACGUACCUAUCAAAUAAAUUGAAUGUAAGUAUGUACAGUUACAGUUUGCAUGAAAGUUAUGAAUGAUCCCUGCAAGGUUGUACACCAUUUCCCUGUAGAAUCUAGUUGAGGGAGCUCUUCACUGUGCUGCUUUGGACUGUGGUGGUACAGAAAUAGCCAUGUUAUGUGUUGAUUGUGUAAACGAUUAAGAAGUAUUAUAUUCACUUAUUGGAUACUGGCCAAGCUAACUCAUGUAUAUAAGAACAUCAAAACUAUGUGCCAGCACUUUUCACACUACUGUAGGUAGAGCCUUGUGUGCCAUGUGUGUGUCUCUGUAAAGUGUAUGUAUGAACUUUUUUUUGUCAGCUGUGUAUAUGAUAGAAUGUAUCUGAGAGUGUAUGUAUGUUGGUGUAUUGCCUGCAGUGAUUAGAUCAAUUCAAUUUCAUAAGCCACUGGCACUUAGCAGAAAUUUCACUGUUUGUCUUAAAUACAUACCUAGGUGGUCUGGUACGUCAGUAUCUUAUAUCGUUUGUUUGGACAGCAUUUCAUUUAUUUGUUACUUUUGUACACGACUGAAUGAUUUAUGAUGGUGGACAUGGUCUGUUUUGGUGCCCACUGGUUUGUUUAAUUUCUGCUUAUUUUAUGAGCACGCCUUGCAUAUUUUAUGAUUUGUUGUUAAUUUAAAACAUUUAUUGAAUAAUUUUAUGAACUGUUUAUUUAUGAUUCUUGUAUGCUGCACUGUCAAGAUUUAUUUCUGGAAUCUUCCUGUAGAUGUUCUUUUUAUUUUUUGCAAUAAGUGACCUGUCAGUGGAGAUAUUGCAACAAUUUUACAACUGUUAUAUGUGGACUGACCUGUUCCUUCAAUUGACAUUCCAAUCUUUCACUUUCAUAUAUUUGUCAUCUUAAUGUAUUUAUCAUCAUCUCUCUUGUCAUAUUGUCAUUGAUGUGGCGUUUAAGCAACACCAAAGACGUUUUGUGUAUCUCUUAUGAACUAUACCUUAUGUUUCCUUUUUUAUUUCCAAAUUACAAUACCACCUAAUUUGAUAAUGCGUCAGCAUCGUGAAUUAAUCACAAUUUAAAAAUUGAAGUGACACUAGCUUGCAAAACCAAUACCGAAAGUAAAUAAACUGCUCCAAAUGAGGAUCAUUUUAGAUUUUAAAAUUUAAGAGGUAUUCUCUAAAA
Molecule: messenger RNA, 5541 nt
Organism: Frankliniella occidentalis (western flower thrips)
Lineage: Eukaryota; Metazoa; Arthropoda; Insecta; Thysanoptera; Thripidae
Gene: p120ctn
Product: catenin delta-2
Biological process (GO): cell-cell junction assembly; cell-cell adhesion
Cellular component (GO): plasma membrane; cytoplasm; adherens junction
Molecular function (GO): cadherin binding
Source: RefSeq, a predicted model, not a curated record